This is a messenger RNA of Symbiodinium sp. CCMP2592, 354 nucleotides long. NCBI's taxonomy places the organism in Eukaryota, Dinophyceae, Suessiales, Symbiodiniaceae. The record is from the annotation of a GenBank genome assembly.
AUGCUGCUUUGGUCUCCACAUGCCUACUUCAGCGCCGUUCUGCGAAGGCGAGGGGUCCAGGGUGAACCUGACGCUGCCACACCCAGCUCUGCCCAUACGGAAGUAUUGCAGGACCCUUCAACGGCCCUGUGCUGCUUGCAAUUGCAAAGGCGGUUGCUCUUUUUGUGGCGGGGUUGGACUACAACAGAUGUUGCAUCUCCGUCGAUGGUUCCAAGGUCUUUUGUUUUGCACCACGGAACCCUUAGGAGUCUCCUCCUUGGGGGACGUUUACGCUACAGGCUAAACCAGGAAGAGGAGUUCAGAGCUUCCGGGUGUUCGGUUCCAAGCAGGCUCUCCACGCAGGCUGCAAGUUGA